AUGGAAACACCAAUCAUGCCUACUACUCAAAAAGAAGUGACCCCAAUUAUGGUCCAACCAAUGCCGAAUUGGAAGCCUCCGAAAUCGAUUUCAAGUCCACCAACUCCAUUGGACAGCCCAUUCAUGGCCGGACCAAUUCGUCCAAGAUUUUCAACUCGAUCAGUGGAAGUUUCGAUUCCGAUCCACGUGGAAGAAGAGAAGGAGCUGGUUGCUCCAAAGAAGGAUAUUACCCUUGUGGUUCCUGACCAUUGGCUGGAUUGCCCAUUCAAAGAGCACGGAUGUCAUAAGAAAGGAGAGAAGAAUGAGGUGAAGAGACAUGUCAGAGAUGAUAGAAAUCUUCAUUUGGUGCUUCUCUGCUUGUCUCUCAACCCAAUCCGUUCGAAAAUCAACAUCCAACAAUCUGGAUACGUGGAUAAGUAUGCCGGAAUGCUUCAAUACAUGAACUUGGCUGAAUCGUCGUUUGAGAAAUUCGGAAGCCAACAUACAUUUCACGUCCCGAAAAUCGGAUUGGCUGUUGUCAAGGCAACAAAAAACAAAUCGCAUCGUUCACUCUUCAGCCAACCAUUCUAUUCCCAUGGUUAUGGAUACAAGAUGAUGGCUGUAGCUGCACCAUAUGGUGAUGGAUUGGUGACCAAGACUAUCUAUGUGAACAAGGUGCCAGAGAUUCAAGAGUUUCUGGAGAGACCAGAAGGACUAAGAAAUGGAACUUUUGGAUUCCAAGACUUUCUUCCAUUAGCCAAAAUCACUGAAUUUGCUGCGGAUGGAGACAUUUUCAUUCAAAUCAAAGUGCUUCUGAGCCAUGAGAAAUUGUUCGAAGCAGAAGAGAUCGAUUCGAUGGAAUGUCAAGGUGCAAAUGUGGCCGGAUUCAAGACCAAAAACGAAUGA
Molecule: messenger RNA, 885 nt
Organism: Caenorhabditis briggsae
Lineage: Eukaryota; Metazoa; Nematoda; Chromadorea; Rhabditida; Rhabditidae
Exons: 4
Coding region: 1-885 (294 amino acids)
Molecular function (GO): protein binding
Source: RefSeq, a predicted model, not a curated record